GCAGGGCUGCUCUUAAUGAGUUCCCUUCCCAGUCUACGCGCGUACCUGGGAUUGCCCUCACACAAGCGCAACUCCCUGCUUUUGUUUGCGUGCUUGCAUGUUCUGGAGAGGAAGUAUCUUGAAAAAGAAACAAGCAAAAAAAAUCAGUGAUGCCAUCUUCUGAAGACACAAAGAUCACAGUGUAACAGAUCUUACUACAAGAAGCUGUUCUGCACAGUACUGUUCGCUAAUGAGUUGCAGCGUUCUGAGCGGCACAGCUGACAGCGCCGUCUCCCAGGCCCCCGCACGCUGCCUGCCGGCGCCCUGCAGCCCCCCCGGCCCGGAAAGUCCCGCCCGCUGCUAACAUGGCUGCCACUGCGGCCGUGAAGAUUGGAAUUAUUGGUGGAACUGGCCUGGACGAUCCAGAUAUCUUAGAAGAAAGAACAGAAAAAUAUGUUGAUACUCCCUAUGGCAAGCCAUCGGAUGCUUUGAUACUGGGAAAGAUAAAAAAUGUGGACUGUGUGCUGUUGGCAAGACAUGGAAGGCAUCAUACAAUUAUGCCAUCAAAUGUAAAUUAUCGUGCCAAUAUCUGGGCAUUAAAAGAAGAGAACUGUUCGCACAUUCUAGUGACUACUGCCUGUGGUUCAUUACGAGAAGAAAUACAGCCUGGGGAUCUUGUCAUAAUUGACCAGUUCAUUGAUAGGACAACUAAAAGGCAUUGUACCUUAUAUGAUGGUCAAUCUUGCAGUCUCUCGGGAGUAUGUCAUAUUCCAAUGUCAGAGCCAUUCUGCACCAAAACCAGAGAGGUUCUCAUUGAGAUUGCAAAGAAACUUGGGCUCCAAUGUCAUUCCAAGGGGACAAUGAUCACCAUUGAAGGCCCACGUUUCAGUUCUCGAGCAGAGAGCUUGAUGUUUCGCAGCUGGGGAGCUGAUGUUAUCAACAUGACCACUGUGCCUGAAGUGAUUCUUGCAAAAGAAGCUGGAAUGAGUUAUGCAAGUAUUGCUAUGGCAACAGAUUAUGACUGCUGGAAGGAGCAUGAAGAAGCAGUUUCAGUGGAUAAAGUUUUAAAGACGCUGAAAGAAAAUGCGAACAAGGCUACUAGCAUACUCCUGACUGCUAUACCUCAGAUAGGCUCCAUGGAAUGGACAGACACCCUGCACGCCCUGAAAACGACUGCGCAGUGUUCAGUCAUUCUGCCAAAGCAGUAGCUGCCUGGAUGGACUCUGAAGUUUGGAUCAUCGUGAGGAAUGGGCUACUUUUGAAUUUUCAUAUGUUAUAUGUUCGAAAACUGUUCAAAGCUUGUUAGAAUGGAGUAAACCUUAAUCAAUAAUAUUGUGUAAGUCAGCUUUUUAAAUGGCUAAAGUUGGAUUUUAAGUAUGUUUUUCUAUCAGACCUCAUGGAACUGAAGAAAGCAGAUUCAUUUGCCUAUAUGUUAAUUGCAUUGCUAUUUCUACCUCUUAUUAUUUCCUUCAGCAAUGGCAGUAGUUGUCAUUCAUCUCAGAAACAAUCCAGAAUCAAGUUGAAUGUGGCUUUUCAAAAUAAACUGUUUUUUAUACGUGAUACAUAUUUUCAUUUCAUUAUUUUUUUUUAAUACGUAGUUUUUUUUCAGUAGUGUGCUAGAAGAAAUAGUUUAAUAAUCAUGGUUCUUUCGCAGCAGCAGCUAAUGAGCAGUUAAAACAUUAGCAAAUGCCUAAGCCAAGUUUGUGCCUGGAGAUGUACUUAUGUAACUUGUAGAAGUAUAUGAAAAGAUACCUUGCUGCCAUGCCUGCCCACUGUGUUGGCCUUCUGCUGCUUCACUGGUCUGAGCAACUCUGUCUGGAGUUUAUGUUUCAAGUGAAGAAUGUAUUGAGUGCUUUGAACGUAUGUAUUCAUUCAUACAAUGUUGUAUCAAUCAAAUAACCUUCUGUUUCUUGUUUAAAAAAUAAAUCAAAUAAAACGUAUGCUUCUCCAAA
This is a messenger RNA of Numida meleagris (helmeted guineafowl), 1931 nucleotides long. RefSeq names its product methylthioadenosine phosphorylase (gene MTAP). Bases 345 to 1187 code for a protein of 280 amino acids. Gene Ontology annotation, cellular component: cytosol. Gene Ontology annotation, molecular function: S-methyl-5-thioadenosine phosphorylase activity. Gene Ontology annotation, biological process: nucleoside metabolic process. The record is from RefSeq and is a predicted model, not a curated record. NCBI's taxonomy places the organism in Eukaryota, Metazoa, Chordata, Aves, Galliformes, Numididae. The transcript is spliced from 8 exons.